AUGCCCGCUAUGCUAGAUGACCCUACUGCGCCGGUCAUAUAUAGGACUUCCGGCGACGUACCAUAUCCUCCGCCUGGUGGCCCGCUGCCAGUGGGCAUUGCACCAUAUCAAGUAAUCCUGCGCGACCGGGUGACAAGCGCAACGAUAAUCCCCUUCUCUGCGCCGAACCAAGUUCCCCUCACAUUACUGGCAUACCUAUGCGAUCAAUUAGGACGCGAGAUUGAGAAGGGCGAUACCUAUCCCAUGGUUGAGCCGCUGACCCUCGAGGCGUUUGGUCCAUACUGGUUCGGUGUCUUUGGUGCCAUUAUGCUGCUGGGUGAGAUCCAGGAUGGCCGAGAACUGCACGAGAUGGCACGGAGAGGCUGCGACUGGGAGAGGGAAUGUCUGGGUAGUUUCUAUAUCAAGCCCAACUACCCGGGACGGUCGAGCCAUGUCUGCAACGGUGGGUUUCUGGUUACAGAUGCGUCGCGAAACCGAGGUGUUGGUCGCUUGAUGGGCGAGACAUACCUAGACUGGGCACCAAAGCUUGGCUAUACAUACUCCGUCUUCAACCUCGUUUACGAAACCAACGUCGCUUCCUGUCGCAUAUGGGACGCCCUCGGAUUCAAGCGCAUCGGUCGUGUGAAGGGUUGUGGAAACCUCAAGUCAUAUCCUGGCGAGCUGGUCGAUGCCAUCAUAUACGGUCGGGAUCUAGGCCAAGAUGACGAGUUUGUGUCUGAGGAGCGCUUCGACAAGAUUCGCUUCUAUCUCAAGAACGGAAAGUACCCCAACGGUGCUGACCGAGCAGAGAAGAGCCGUCUCCGUAGUGCAGCUACUCAUUACAAGCUUACGCCUGGUGAGGGCGACGAACCCGAGAAGCUGUGGCUGAAGGGUAAGGAGGUUAUUGCAGACCCUAAGCAGCAGUAUGAAAUUGCUCGCGAGAUCCAUCACAAGCACCAUGGGGGCAUCAAUAAGACUACUGCAGCGAUUGCUGAACUCUACCAUUGGGUUCGCAUAAAGGAGACUGUUAGCCAGGUCAUUCGUAACUGUCCAGAGUGCAGCGAGAUGAACAAAGGCCUGUCAGCUAUGCGCCAGGGUCAAAACCAAGCGCGUGCAGAGGCAAGAUCAGGAUCCAGUUUCCUUUCAUCAAGCGCCACGCAGCCGAACCUGACACCUACCCCACCGAGCUUGUUCUCACCAACGCAACCACCGCCUCCGUCAGAUUCUCCGAAUAGCCAGUUACAACUCGAGGCCGCACAGCAGCAGGACACAAUCUAUCCGCAAUACUCUCAAGACAAUGGUUACGACUUGCCUGUUGAUCCCGCACUGAUGCAAGGCAUGCAACCUGCUGCAAACCUAGCUGAUCUCCCGCCAUCACCUUUUCUCGCAGCUCAGGUUUCAAAUCGUGCCGGCCACGCAGGUGAACUUGAUCAUCAACGCAUGAGUCUCGAUCCAGGUUUAGAUGAGCGGGCACCUACUGCAGGGGAGGAGAUGCGAAGAAGAUUGAAUCUUGUGAGUCAAUACAAGUAA
Messenger RNA from Alternaria postmessia, 1509 nucleotides. RefSeq lists its product as uncharacterized. Gene Ontology annotation, molecular function: acyltransferase activity, transferring groups other than amino-acyl groups. The transcript has 2 exons. Lineage: Eukaryota; Fungi; Ascomycota; Dothideomycetes; Pleosporales; Pleosporaceae. The coding region runs from base 1 to 1509 and encodes 502 amino acids. The record is from RefSeq and is a predicted model, not a curated record.